CCCAUUCAUUGACACACGUCAAGAAGUCGACGUCUGGCGUUCGCAUAAACUUCGACGUAAAAUAUCUCAAUAUUCACAUUAUAAUUUAUUAUCGUUCUUGUGACGACAUGGUAUCACACCAGCAUUCAGUGCUAUAGUGCUUGUGAUACAAUUACGUGUUUUAUUUUUUAUUAAAUGCUGUUAUUCCAUUAAAAACUAAAACACAUUAGAAAUGGCACCGAAUUUUAGUAAAAUUACUUCACGGACUGAUGUUCAAAUAGCUUUAGCAGCCUCUGCGGCUGUAAGUGCCUGGUUAAUAAGGAAUUCUCUUAAUUCAAGUAAGCGUAAAAAUGCAAGACAGUCAAACCGCCCUUCACCUGAAGAGCAGAUACAAUACAUGAUAAAGGAUAAGAACAAAAAAGGUCCAAAGGCACAAGUUGAUGCUCGGUUCCUGUCUGAACUGAAGACACUAUGGAAUAUCAUGAUGCCUUCCAUCUGGAGCAAGGAGUGCGGGUUCAUGGCCCUCAUAGCCUUCUCCUUGAUAUCAAGGUCCAUGUGUGAUCUGUGGCUCAUUCAACAUUCUACACUCAUUGAAGGGUCAAUUAUCACAAUGAACCACAAGGAAUUCAGAAGGUUAUUAACACAAUUCUUCUUUGCCAUGCCAAUCAUAUCGCUUGUAAACAAUGUUCUGAAGUGGAGUAUAGGCGAGCUGAAACUGAAGCUAAGGACCAAUUUAACUCUACAUUUAUAUCAACAGUAUUUGAAGGGUUUCACAUACUACCAAGUAUCAAACCUGGACAAUCGGAUAGCGAACGCUGACCAGCUGUUAACAACAGACAUUGAGAAGUUCUGUGAUACCGUCGUAGACCUCUACAGUAACAUUAGCAAACCCAUGUUGGAUAUUAGCAUAUAUCUCUACAGACUUACUGUUAACUUGGGUGCUUCGACUCCCGGUAUAAUGAUGGCCUAUUUACUUUUGUCUGGCGUUUUACUCACCUACCUUAGGAGACCAACAGCUAAAAUGACUGUACACGAGCAGAAAUUAGAGGGAGAAUUCAGAUACGUCAACUCCAGAUUGAUAACUUAUUCAGAAGAAAUUGCUUUCUACCAGGGUAACCACCGCGAACAACUCACCCUAUUAGCCAGCUUCUACAAGCUGACCAGGCAUCUGCGGAACUUCCUCAACUUCAGAGUGGCCAUGGGCUUCGUCGAUAACAUUAUAGCUAAAUACAUAGCCAUCACGGUCGGUUUCUACGCAGUAUCAAGACCGUUCUUCGCUGUAAACCACAAUUUACUUACCACAGGCACUGAGAAUGAUAGAUUUAAGCACUACUACACAUACGGUCGUAUGUUAGUUAAAAUGGCGGAGGGUAUCGGUCGGCUGGUCCUGUCGGGCCGCGAGCUCAGCAAGCUGGCCGGCCUCACGUCCCGCGUCACGCAGCUGAGGACAGUGCUCGACGAUAUCAACAAGGGCAACUACACCAGGACCAUGGUGGAGAGGAACUCACAGGCUGAUGGCGGUGAGAUCCCGCAAUUACUGGCCCCGGGCGCGGGCCGCAUCAUUUACCAGGACAAGAUCAUCCGCUUCGACAAAGUCCCACUCGUCACACCCAACGGAGAUGUGCUCAUCAAGGAACUCAGCUUCGAAGUCCGAUCUGGUAUUAACGUCCUCGUAUGCGGUCCUAACGGUUGCGGCAAGUCCUCCAUGUUCCGUCAACUCGGCGAGCUGUGGCCGAUCUUCGGCGGCACCCUGACCAAGCCGCCUAAAGGAAAGCUGUUCUACGUGCCACAGAGGCCUUACAUGACGCUCGGCACUCUUCGAGACCAGAUCAUCUACCCGCAGACGCGCGAGGAGAUGUCCCGUCGCGGGCGCUCGGACGCGCAGCUGCUGCGCUUCCUGGACAUCGUGCAGCUGGCCUACCUCACGGCCCGCGACGGCGCGCUCGACGCCGUCGAGGACUGGAUGGACGUGCUGUCCGGAGGGGAGAAGCAGAGGAUCGCGAUGGCGCGCCUGUUCUACCACGAGCCUCAGUUCGCGAUCCUAGACGAGUGCACCAGCGCAGUGUCCGUCGACGUCGAGGGUCAGAUGUACCAGUACUGCAGAGAGGUGGGUAUAUCUCUGUUCACGGUUUCUCAUCGCAAAUCGCUGUGGAAGCACCACGACCACUACCUACAGAUGGAUGGCCGCGGCGGCUACGUCUUCGAGGAGAUUGACAACGAGACCCAAGAGUUUGGCUCAUAACACUCAUCAUCCACCACUGAAAGUAACAACCUGUCCAUCUGUGCUAAUACACAGGAAUUUAUCUCACAUAAAAAAUAUGCUAUCCCUCAUAAUUGAUUUCUCUAAAGAGAUGUGUGCAUGUCUUUCACGUAAAACAACUACACUGGAUAUAAAUAACACGAAAAGAAAAGCGUUUAUUUGACGCAACAGGGAAGAAAGUAAUGAUUAAAAAAUAGAUUGUUUUGUCAUGGGGACAGAGGCACUCCGUGGGGCAGCUAUUAGUUGUUAUUCACAAUACGCUGAGUUCAAAUUCUAUCUUCAUUAACCCAGAUAGAUAGGUUAUUACUACAAAAUUAAAUCAAAAUACUUCACAUCUUUACACAAUUGUAAAUGAAGAUAUGUUAAGACAUGUGUUUAUAUUCCAUGGUUGUUAAAUAAAUUAUUAACAAUAUUACCUAAGUGUAAAGUAAAAUAUGAAGAAUGCUAGUUACCUAUCCAAUAAUUACCACAAACUGCCUUUUCAAUAUAUUCACAUUACAUUGUUAUUAGGCAAUGAAGUCUAUUCAAUGUUAUUUAAUUUAGGUAUAUAAGUAAAUAAUAAGCCAAUUAAAGGUUUAUUUUUGGGUAAUACAUCAGUCCGAUUUCGAAAUGUUGUUCAAUUCAGUUUGCUGUUGAAUCUACUGAUCACCACUGUGAUAAGAUGACUAAAAUACUAGUAACUAAUCUUCGGGAUGAUUAGUUACGGGCGUUUUUUAGUCUUGACAAUCUUGCAUUUUUUUUUACGCACUGAUAAAACAGUAACAAUUACCGACAAUACCUGUUAAAUCUUCAAAAGAUUAUUCCAUAUUAUAUUAUACGUUUAAUAAUAAUUGGGCUCAAGUUAUGGAUUAAAAUCGGUGUGUAACAUUUUAUAUUUUACAACCAUAAUGCUCGAAAAUCAAUGAUCGAUUUUACUUAAACUAAAUAGACUAAGGCUGCGUUUCCACUAGAGAUGUGCGAGGAUGUCUAGCUGUGUCGUGAUAAUGUGUGGGGCUUCCGAAAACACAGCGACGAAUGCGAGCUGGCGUAUUACACAAUGCGAAACGAAGAUGUGUCGCUGAUAACUUGCUUAACUAUUUUCACCAGCGCUAUGCAGACUAUGGCGAGGUAAUAAAAGCUAUUUUCUAGAGAAACGAUCCUAUCAAAAGAUCUCUGUUGAAAACGCAGCCUAAAUGAUGUCCAGGAUGUAAUGAAAAUCUAGCAAGUUACCAUUCUACGGAAUGAGAAAAAUAUUUUUAUAAUGUAAGAUCUAUAGAUAAUUUAUUUAUUGUUUUGUUAUAGUUCAAUAAUAAAAUUCAUGUAAAAUUUAAUACAAGAUAAUGUAAUUGUCUUAUCUCAUUUUUGGGAAAAAAUAUUUACUAUUUUAAGCAAUAGCUAAUUAUAUUAGUUGACCCACUUAAUGAAUAUAUUGUUUAAUUCUUAGGCCAUGGUCAUGAUACAAUUACUUGUUCUUAUUAUGUUGAAAUGUUUAUUGAACAAUAAGUUCACCAAGCUCCAGUGUUUAUUAUUCGGGAUCGCGUUAGUUAGAUCGUAUCGCUCGGACCGCUCCCUCCUCUUUUACUCGUCAUUUACAGAAUCGCAUUCGUCAACUGGGAGUCUUCGGCUUACAGGACCAGCUGGGAUAAUAUGACUCGUUUUCUGAGAUAGGUCAUCCAGUACGUGAGCGGCGGACUUAAGGAUGUAUGUAUGCCUUUGAAGGGAUGCAAUUGUGAAAGCUAGAAUUUCUCCCCUACGAUUUUGUUGAGUUUGGCGAAAACUACGGCCGCGUAGUGCAGGUCGGGAAAAUGCGCCCGGUUCAGUUCAGAGUUUAGUUACUUGCGGGAACCAGGUCUGCUGUGCCGUAAGAAGAGAAGGCUGCCUGCAAACGCUUAGUGAAGCUAAAGGUUUUGCUCAUGCCAUAAGAUAUGAUAAUUCGGAAAGGAUUCGUUCCUCACCCUGUAGCUGUGGCCAUGGCCCUUUAUUUGUGUAGAUUUCUGUGAAAAUAUUGUUUGAUGUGACAUUUGCUGUGAUAGAUGUUAAGUUUUAUCUUUCUUACCUUGAUGGCGGGUGCUGGGUCAAUAAAGAAGGUUCAGGAAUGUAA
This is a messenger RNA of Trichoplusia ni (cabbage looper), 4319 nucleotides long. It is a transcript of the gene Pmp70, whose product is annotated as ATP-binding cassette sub-family D member 3. Lineage: Eukaryota; Metazoa; Arthropoda; Insecta; Lepidoptera; Noctuidae. The transcript is spliced from 15 exons. Gene Ontology annotation, biological process: long-chain fatty acid import into peroxisome; very long-chain fatty acid catabolic process; peroxisome organization. Gene Ontology annotation, cellular component: peroxisomal membrane. Gene Ontology annotation, molecular function: ABC-type transporter activity; long-chain fatty acid transmembrane transporter activity; ATP hydrolysis activity. The record is from RefSeq and is a predicted model, not a curated record. The coding region runs from base 212 to 2221 and encodes 669 amino acids.